Ixodes scapularis (black-legged tick) is the source of this 9251-nucleotide messenger RNA. Its product is annotated as leucine dehydrogenase. The transcript is spliced from 10 exons. The record is from RefSeq and is a predicted model, not a curated record. The coding region runs from base 547 to 2019 and encodes 490 amino acids. NCBI's taxonomy places the organism in Eukaryota, Metazoa, Arthropoda, Arachnida, Ixodida, Ixodidae. Gene Ontology annotation, molecular function: oxidoreductase activity, acting on the CH-NH2 group of donors, NAD or NADP as acceptor. Gene Ontology annotation, biological process: amino acid metabolic process.
AUUUGGCGGCGGCUUGCGGCAUCUGGCGAGUAUUUUUAUUUCUACCCUUUAUCUGAUGGAUUUAAAGCCUAAGCUGAGAACAUACCUGAGAUAACGCCCCUACCUGAGAUAUUUAUCAUAUAUAUUACCCGCGUAAUAAAAAUGACCAUUACAUACUGAAUUCACAAAAUAAAGUAUGGACUUUUCUACGCCACCGCCCAAUUCAAAACGUUUAGUUGCUUCUAUACAUCUAAUUAUUUUGCAAACAUGUUUUAUGUAAUUUUAGACGUUAUGAAUUAAAUUAAGUGUGUAAAAAUAACCGAUGUUUAACUUUUUAUUUUCAUUGUGCAGCGUUUGAGAUAUAUCUGGCUAUCUACAAACAAAUCAACCUAGCAACCAUACAUUAAGAUGGCGCCGCCCAUCCGCCCAGAAAGUAAAACUCGAUCGCUAGCAGCCGCUUCGCUUUCCUCUGCGCAGUAGGAAAAAGACUCGUCUACGGACCGCAGAAACGGUGCAUAACCGUUACGUAAACACUCUUAAAUGUAGCCAGUCACGUUCGCAGCACCGAUGCUCUCCUUCAUAACGCGUAGCCUUCGCGCAGCUGUGCGCUCGGCGCCAGCGCAAGUGUCGACCCAGCACCGCCGUCUCCAACACAGCGGAGAGGUGCAACCGGCCCAGCGCACACUGCUCUCCCUUCGGCCGUCCCAGUUCGUCGAGUUCCUCCGGUCUCGCAAAAUUCAGCGAUGCUUCGCCGUGUGGAACGGCGAGUCCGUCGUCACCUCGCACCCCGAGAUCCAGGAGUUGGCGGAUUGGAUGAACACGGGCCGGGAGCGGCAGUUUCGCCGGCACGAGGCCCUGUUCAUGCAGCUCGGGCUGCGCACGGGCUGUUUGCUCACGGCUUUCCUGUGGCGCACCGACCGCGGGCAGGCGUACGGAGGCAUACGGCUACAGCCGUACAACACCUUGGAGCAGUUACUUCAAGACGGUCUGCGACAGUCCACAUUGCUUGGCGUGAAGGCUGCCCUGGCUGGAAUAUGGCUAGGUGGCGGAAAAGGCAUCAUCCCUCAGCCAGACGAUCGACAGCAUGUGCAGCCAGAGUUCCGUCAGGCACUGUUUUAUGACUACGGGGACUUUCUAUCCUCCCUCAACGGCUGUUAUGUGGCCGGUCUGGACGUCGGAGUGAAUUCUCAGGACAUGGCCAAUGUCCACAUGCGUACCCGGUGGGCGGUCAACGUGCCAGGCGACAUGGGAGGCUCGGGAAACGCAGCACCUCUCAUCGCCAAGGGAGUUGUGUGUGCCCUGGAGGCAGCUCUGGAGCACGGCCAGCUGGGCUCCCUGCGAGGCAAGAGCGUCUGCGUGCAAGGGGCGGGGAGCAUCGGUCGCGAGAUCAUGCUGAGCCUAGUGGACCAGGGUAUCUCCCAGCUGCACGUGACGGAUGUCCAUCAGAAGCGGGUGGACGACGCCUACGACCUCCUCGCUGGGCGGUUGGGCAGUCGUCUCAAGGUCACGAGGGUCCCCGUGGGCGAUGUGAGCAUCCUCAAGGAGAAGUGUGACAUCCUGGUGCCCUGCGCUAUCCCCCACGUCCUAAGCCCACAGACCAUUCCAAGCCUAGGAGCCCAGGUGGUCUGUGGACCAGUCAACGAACAGCGAGUCUCGGACGACGACUGUCAGCUGUUACAGGACCACGGUGUCCUCUACGUGCCCGAAUACCUCUUCAACCGCAUGGCUGUGGUGAACUCGGCGUACGAGUGGUACGGGAGGCUUCAAGAGGACCCCGAACUAGAGAAGCACUUUGGCAACUCCUGGGAACAUUCGAUUGGCGUGAUGGUGCGCCGGGUGCUGUGCCAAGCAUCUGAGCAGGGCCAAUCUCCAGUGCUGGUGGCAGACGCGCUUGCGGAGGGCUUGUCGCGGCAGCUGCACCCGCUCUGGCCCGGCCGUGCGCGCCAGGUGAUCUCGGCCCUGGUCACCCACGGCUGGCACCGCGGCCACGAUUUCUGGAGGGACCGGCUCCACUUCAUCACCACCCACGGCUACGCCUGAUCCCGUCGCGCCGCUCGUCUAGGACAUCCCGACAAAAUCGCAUCCGCAGUCCACAUUCAGCGUUCAGCGAGGCCACGGGGUCGUGGCCGAAAGAAUCUCAAAGGACGGCUUCAAGUAGGGACUUGAACCCAUACCACAUAGAAAACAAGGCCUUUGCCCCCAAACGUCAUCACCAGGGGAUCCACGUAAUGCCGCCUAACUUGCAUCGGCAUCGCCACCAGAGCUUCUCGCAGCUUCUCAAAAUCAGCACGAUCCUGGCAUGCGGCGUCGCUGAGACAGACGCGUCUGCCGCUUUUCGGCGAAUCUCGUCAAGCUUUAGUAAUGUGCAAAUCUUCUCUUCCAGGUGGUAUUGCUUGAUUAGAAACAGGCAUCGAAGUGCCAGCCGACGUUUCCGCUACGCCGACGGAAUGAGAAGGACAGGGCAUCUCUUUUAGAAGCUCGCUGCCUUCCGCAGAGCUUUGGCUGUGCGUGCCGCCGAAGUGUUAUCAGAGCUAGGAAGCUUUUGCUGGGGGAGGAGCACCUGAAGGACCUCCUUGCCACUCUCACUAAUGUGUUAGUGAUGAUAGGCGGCUUGACUUCUUCACGGUUGAGUGAUCAGGGUUAUCGCUUUGAGGUUACCAGGAGAUUCCUUUUCGAGUUCUUCAAGCAGGGACUGCUGCUCACGAGAAUGCCUUAAAGGGGCACUGACACUCCAAAGGUCGUAUUAUUUUUUAUUGUCUAAAACGAUGCAAGUUGUAGUCAUAGACACGCAAAAAAAAUACCGCAACGAAAAAAAACAUUUUUCACACGCGUGUUCACCUUUUUAUUUUUAAUGUUUUUCUCUCUCGCCCCUCACCUCCUCGUUUCUUUUGAUUUGUGAUGUCAAAUAUGAAAUUUAGAACAUUUAAUAGCGGCAUUCGUAAAACAUUUUUUUUAACGCAAUUUCAAAUGCUCUAUGGCCCUUCUUUUUGAAAUACUGAAAAUCGGAGUUUGGUGUGAUGCCGCCUCCUGGAUUUUAAUCCUCCUUGGAAAACAUGGCGGCGCUCGAUGCAUGUAGCAGAGGAUGAUCAGUUGGUCGGGGAAUUGGACAAAGUGGUCUUUUUUAGGUGCCCAACGACCUCUCAGACUUCGAAAAGGAAAUCGUCAAACAGUCGGAACAACUGGGUUUGGUGUCUGUGUAUUGUAGUUUCGGUUGUGACUCCGCCAGGGCAGUCUUUCACGUAAAACUGGCGAGAUGUGGCCCCUCACGUUUUUCACAAAAGUCCACUACGCGUUCUCCACAAAAGUCCACUACGCAUUCACUUUGACCUCACACCGUUUCAAAGAAUUUAAGAUUGCUGAAAGGUCCUUUCAGCAAUCUUAAAAGAACUUCACACUUGAAAGUCAAGCACUGUCUGCUUGCAGCGAUAGGCGGCAUGGCACGCACGAAGAAAACCGGUUGUUCGCGCAAUGCCGGCGAGCACGACAUGGCGGGAACAGCGGUUCGGAGCGGAAACGGGAACGAAACUUGACUCGCAGGGCAACUCAAGAUUUGAUGUCACUGCUCUGGCGCAGAUCGUGCGGGAACUUCGAAUUCGUGAUUUGGAAAUUGUUUUGUUACUUCACAAAUACUGAAUUAUGAAGUUUCGAAUUUUGAGGGUAAUGUCCAGGCAUCGUUUUCAAUAUUUUCGGAUAAUAAAAAAAAUUAUGAUUUCGACGUGUCAGUACUCCUUUAAGAUCCCCCCCCCCCCCUUGCCACUUGGCUUGUCAGUAUCAAAUCUCCCGCUUUGAUCGUCCGGCCGUGAAUGCUUGCACCAUACUUAUUCUCCAGUUAUUGUAUAUAAGGUUCCAGGUUUUCGGAUGAAACCGAGUCAAUUCGGUAAAUGCUAGCCUCUGCAAUUGUUGUUUUUCCGGAUCUGCUCUAAAAAUUAGUGUGAAGUGCCGGGUCAGUGACCCUGAGGAAGUCCAUUCCAUUUCACCCUCUAAACUCAGACGAGCUCUUACAGGGAGGAGAACCCGGUGCUUUUAUAACUGUGGAAGCUAUGAUCUGGAAUAUCACUUCCAAACACUGAUCAUAAUUUAAAUCUCCUUUCGUGUCUUUUGAUGCGCUUCAGCAUAGAUUUUAUACUCAUUUUAUUAAUAUUUCUAGGGCAUUAGGCUCAGUGUAAUGAAACUGAACUCCACAAAGUACGAAAUUUGAGCAAAUCGAGAAGUUAACAGGUGUUAAAUUUGAUAAAUACUGUGUUUGUGAUGAAAGUCUAGUAGCUGAGCAUGGUAGCAAACUGCAACUCUGAGCAUGUGGAGCGAACAUUCCCACCGCCAAACUGGGUAUCCUCGAUCUGACUCCCGUCACUGCCAACUUAGAUCUGGAUGAGCAUCAUACCGGCAUGCAAUAACUGCUGUGUGAUGCACAUUUUAGACCCUGGGUUAGGCAUUGUACUGCAGUGGCUAAAUACAAUGUCCGCAGUGGGGACAUUGAAUGCUCCUCGACGCACAGAAACUUCCUACCGUCUAAACAUGCAUGCAACAAAGUUUACUUUUUGCUGAAAAAAUAGAGUCUAAGGAACGCCCUCCAAAUUGUAAAAAAUAAUUUAGAAAAACCCGGAACCCGUUGCACUGAAACAAGAGCGUCCGAACUUGGUCCUUGGGAGCCUAUGGACACAAGGACUAGCCGUAGAUCACACCCUGCCUCUUGGCUUUCCUGUAGCACAUCAGUCGCACAAACUCAGUAAGCAUUGUCAUUACUGCUACAAAAAGAGAUACGAUUAUUUGGCUUUAAGUCAUGCAACAGCGAGUGGCGCGGGUGUGCUUAGCAUGCUCAAGCUGUCAAGAGCUUUGUGCCCAGAGGUAGGCAACUUUAAAAGGACUCGAGCAGCAAGAGCUUCUAGGGACAGUCCGGGGAACAUUUAAAUUCUUACGAGCUUGGCACUAGAAUGCGCACUUUAGAAUUUGCUAGGUAUUAUCCCAGCAAACUCACUUUUUGCUAGUAGUUCUUUCACGCUCGGUACUCCCAAAAGUUCUUUGUCCAGUUUUGGCGACACAAAGUCAUGCGGUCUGAAAAACGCUACCGUUUGAACACGUACCAGGAGAAUCAGUUCUGCUGUUCAUCUUUCUUUGAGAAACAUUUUGUUUAAUUCAGGGUGCCUGAUUUCUUUUACUUACGGUCCUGUAGAGAAAGAUCCGUUGCGUGGGGGUGAUGUCUAUAUGUGUACGUUUUUGUCCCAAACUCCCCAACAGUCUUUCGGGAAGCUUUUAUUAAGUAAAAUCGGGUUUUAGUAGAAAGUGUCCAGGCUUGGCUGGGGAGUUUUUCUCCUAAAAGUGUAUGGAAGGUUACGUUGCAUUCAGAAACGCUGUACACCCUGUAUUUAUUCAGUCUUGUCACAGUAGUGCUUUCGGAUGCUUUUUCGUACCUUGCAUCCCCUGGCUUGUUGACAGACUUGUCUUUUUUGGCGGCUUUGAUGAGGGCAUGCAAUCCCUUAAAAGAACAUUAUAUAUUAUAUGACCCUCUACUAUUAACGCACAGGCGUUUAUAGGAGAAACCAACUAACUCAUAAAGUCUUUCACUCUGCAUUUUAAUUUUGUAAGCUAUGUACUUGUUUCUCCCUUAAUUUCAUUAUUAUAGAAACAAACAUGGAAACUGGGAUAGCAAAUAAAUCGGUUCAUAGCAUUAAACAUGUGGUCCUUGGGUGUUUUGACGCAAAAUUUAGUCUCUCCAAACUUCUACACUAUGAUUAAAGUUUGGAGAAUUGACAAAACAUAACAAUGAUUACAGCAAAUAUAAUUCCAUAAGACUGCAAAUAUAAAGUUGAUUACAGCAUUAUCUUCUGAAACCUAAAUGUUAUAGAUAAAAAUUACCAAAUUUUCUCAUACUAUACAUUAUUUCAAACUCCAAAAAGCCACAGAUUUUGUUAGAAUUAUCAGAAAUUCAUCUAAAUUUAAUGAUAGAUAAAAUUGUGAUUUGUUAUAUGGAUGGCUACAGAUACAAAGCAGAUAUUUGAUGAUUUGCUCUACACAGGCCUGCUAACCAUAAGCAGGUGUGCCACACAUGAAACAUUGGUGAAAUGUAUGAGAUAACUUUAUUAAUUCCUCGAAAAUGCCAUUUACCAUGGACUGUUAGACAGCACAUGACAUCUCAAAACAAAAUAAAGUUUCUUAAUCCAGCAAAAAAAUUGUCUAUUGUGAACUGUUAUCUCCUUUCAGCGUGUUUCUUACGGAGCGCCGGUGCACUGGGGAGAAGCAACACCUGCAAAAACGACCUCCAUGGGCGGUGUUUUUUCAGUGCACCGGUGCGCGGAAAGAAGCGCACUCAACGGGGCCGCUAGAGCAAAAGGUAUGGCGAGGAGAUCAAACCGAUGAAACUAUAGGGGGCACAAUUUCAUUAUCAUCAUCAUCAUCACCACAAACAAUUGCUUUGUGGCAAACAACUCCGACGCCAGCACUUGCCUAGCGUAUGCCGACGUUACUAGAACCAACUCAGUUGUGGAACUUUGCUCCAGAGUUCCACAACUGAGUUUGCGUUGCGCCUGUCAGACGGCACUCUAGCAUUAAUACUCGCUAUCAUCAUCAUUGACGGCACGCUUCUGGCCGUUGCUUCUGGCUUACAGACCUUACAGAUGUUUGCGGCGCUCUUUUUGACAGCAGCAGACAACUUUCAAACUUUUUCUGCUGCUGUUGAUAGUCACUGUAAUUCAACGUACGCCCAACGAUGCGCGCCACACUACGAAACUCGAAGUUCGCAUGAAACAAUGCUGCGGUGUCUAGCGUUGGCUAUGACGCUUCGCCACUUUAGCAUGCAAGAGCAAUGGCGAGCCGGAAAUGGCGGUGGGUGCCUGUUAUCACUAUCGUUUGUAUAAACCCCUUAGUACCUCCCUUCCCCUACCUCGCGCUGAGCUAUCGUCACGCUCGCUCGAUAGAUCAAUUUGUUUUCAAGCAAGAUGCAUGAAAAAACCUUUUCCUCAACGCUAACUGAUGUUUCGGCUUUUUAAUCGAAGUAUCUUAAUUCGCUGGGCUCAGCAUUAUAAAAGGGGCAGCGGUCCGAAUGUCUCCUCACCUCGACAACACACAAAUUUACAAGGAAUGUAAAGUCAAUAAUGGAGCUUCCUUUCGAUGUUCAAAGAAGAUGAGUUGCCCUGAAGAAGUCUUGUAGCAAGAUAUCACCUUUCUACAAGUUUUGCUUGCGCACAUCGUUUCAGUGAAGCACUCAAAAUUUCUCACCAAGACUAACUCUUUGCUCGUCGAAGACAAAAAUAAAAUGGCUGUAAUCCCUUGUGAAAUUUAAAACAGAUGGCACUGCCAAAACAUGUUUGAUUCAGACAGCAUGAGCUGUGACCAGAUUUACUUGAAAAUUAUUCACAGAAUAGUUUUAAUCUGGAUUUAGCAUUGAACCACUUUCAUCACAGUUCAUGCCGCGACUAGUUUGCGUGCUCAUUGGGAGCAGUUGGUAUACCCUUUGCACAUCUUUUACAAAUCAAUGUUGCUGAUGGAUGCACUUGUUUCAUUUCUUUUUGCUGCCGAUUUAUAACAGAAUAAGUAUGCUGGAAAGUAGUGUCUGAAUUAGAGCCUAUCUCAGGGACAGAACUCGAAAAAACCAGUUUGACCUGAUGUAUGCCCAGGCGUCUGCUCCUCACCGUUGUGUACGAGACAGGCCACAGAUACAUCUCGAUUAGGAAUCAAUUCAUACUUCCAUAGUUGGCUUUAGCCAAUUCCCCAAGGUGCCGCAACAUAGCUUGAUCCAUGACAGAGGGUAGAGCUUAGAGCCAUUCUCACCAGUUUGGCUAAAACCAGAAAAAAAAAAAAAAAAAAAAACCUAGCAUAAAGAAAACUAAAAUUGUUUCACUGUUUUUAUUUGAAUCAAUAAGAGCACUGAAUUCUGGAACGCACAAACAAACGGCUAGUUGCAGAUUGGCGAAAACCAGGUUGCACCACCAAAAUUUCGCCACAGGGGUUCCCCAAAAUAUUUUCGAUCAAGCAGAACACCUACCUCUCUUCACUGACAGUCAAGAAAUGUCUCUAGGCCUCGACAGUGAUGCAAUACAGCAGUGCAGAAGCCUACAGACCUCGUAAACAGUAACACAGUUACUAUAGCAAGUGUUUGACACAACAUUUAUGCAUCAACGAAUGGCUCUGGAAGAACGUCUUACUUGGGGAGAGGGAUGGCUGAGGAAAUUUGGGACUUUGGGGAAUUUCCAAGGGCACUCUAACCUCUGGGUUCCUUGGGGGACCCCUGAAGGUACUCUAAGGACUCCCUGAGGAUACCCUAGGGAACCUCUAGAGAUAGUUGGUUACCCUUAAGGUAUUUAGGGAACCUCGGGGCCCUUUGGGAAUCCCAAGGGUAUUGGGAACCCUUGAGGGAUGCUCAGUGAUGCGAUUGCUGCGCCACUGGCACCAAACUGUGCCCAAGUGCCUACCCUGCUACAACCUGCUAUAUUUGACCAAAAUGUGAGGAAUUUUUAGCAACAUUGCCCCAAAACUUAAUUUCACUUUAAUAAUACUGAACGUAUAAUAGCUCAGGCCUCGCUACCUUGCCGGAUCGUUACUGUAUAGUUACGUGAGUUUUUAGAACCCUUAAUUAUCGCCUCAAGAAACAUAUUAUUUGAUUGAAUUUCGUAUCAAAAAGUAACAGUACUCGGAAGUUUCACAAUUAUUCUCGUCUUCGUGGUCUGUUCUUAGGAUUAGUUAGUUUUGUUGAGUGCGCUUCUCACCGUGCACUGGUGUACUGCAGAGAAGCAACAAUCGCAAAUUAGGCAUUGCAAUUUUGUGUGUCUUGCUUCGCCGCAGCGCACCCGCUUGCUAACGGAAAAGCACUCCUCCAGGGUGAGACACGACACAAUUUCUGAAUAUGUACAACUUUGGCUUGAAUGAUAGAAUGUGAUAUCCUGGCGGUACCUCCUUUCAAUUUAGAAUUUACCAAGGAUACUUUGGUAUUGCAAGAAUAGUUAUAUGCACUCUUUUGUAGGCUUAUUUCUAUGCCAACUCCUUUGUUUAGUUAUCACGUUUAUAUAGGUAUUAUAAAUUAGAACUAAAUUGACAGGAGCAGUGGAUGGAAGCUUGGGAAGAACAUUAACGAGUUCGGUGGGCAUGUUUUCAAAAAGGCAUAUUGUUAGUGCACAUGCCCAUUUUUGUUAUGAAUUUCUACAUACAAAAAUGUAAUUGACAUUGACACAAAUGACGAGUGCUUUGUUUUUUAUCUGAACAAUAACUUGCAGUUAAUCACAACCUCUGGAACUUGGAGGAAUCAUAAAUUUAGGUGAUCAAAAUCAUUGUAUUCUAUUAUU